Cinara cedri is the source of this 408-nucleotide messenger RNA. The record is from the annotation of a GenBank genome assembly. NCBI's taxonomy places the organism in Eukaryota, Metazoa, Arthropoda, Insecta, Hemiptera, Aphididae.
AUGGCCGAACCGCCAAAGAAAGACGAUAAUUUGCCAGGUCCCUCAAUAAACAACUACAAAUCGGCUCUAAAACGAUCUCAUUCCGAAUGUGGCAAGGUUGAGGAGAACGCUUAUGACUUGAAUAAUUUGCCAAAAUCUUUAACAGACUACAAAUUUGCUAAAAAAAGAUGCGUUUCUGAAAAUGGCUCGGACGAGGAGGACGAUUGUAAAAACUUCACUUCAGACUCAGAAAUUUCAGAUGAUAAUGCCAAAACCGCCAAAGAUGAAAUGCUAAUUAUUCGGGCCAAAGCGACUAAGUCUUUUUUUGCGGAUCAAUUAAAAUGGUACACAUCAGAAUUAAAUUCUCUUCAAUCGACUCGUAAGCCGUACACACAGGAUGAGACGAGUUCAGAUGAAUCUCAAUUUUAA